GGCUAGAGAUGGCUGAAGCUUACACAGAAGUUAAAGUGCGGGGAUAUGAGGAGUUCUGCGAGACGGUUAAGAAGUACAAAGGGAAGCAAGUGUUUGCUUAUUUCUCCGGGAAUAAGAACGAUGAGGGGGUGAGCUGGUGCCCGGACUGUGUGAAAGCUGAACCAGUGGUCCGUGGGGAACUCAAGAGCCUUCCAGAAGGAUCGGUUUUUAUAUACUGCCAAGUUGGAGAGAGACCUUACUGGAAGGACCCAAAUAAUGAAUUUAAGAAAAAGCUGAACCUGACUGGAGUCCCAACUCUUCUCAAGUGUGGAACACCAAAGAAGCUGGUGGAAGAGGAAUGCCUGAAAGCUGAUCUAGUGGAGAUGAUGUUUACAGAGGAUUGACAUUCCCUGUCAGAAGAGCAGCUAUUUCAGUGCUAAUAAACAAAGAUUUGACCAACUAGAGGACCUGAUGAUGGAAUUUAAAAGUCAUAGUUCAGUGAAUUUGCCAGAGCAGACAUUUUUUCUUUGAUUAUUUUAUGACAAUCAAUCAUUUUGUCAAGCCUUUCAAAAAACUCGAUUAUUCUGAAAUUCCCCUUGGUAAAUCAACUUGUCUCUGUAAAAAAAAAAAAAAAGACAUCAAUGCAUAGAUAAGUGCAUCAAUAAGAAGCAUGUAAUAGGGCUCUAUGAAUAAAUAAAAUAAA
Xenopus laevis (African clawed frog) is the source of this 682-nucleotide messenger RNA. RefSeq names its product thioredoxin domain containing 17 S homeolog (gene txndc17.S). Lineage: Eukaryota; Metazoa; Chordata; Amphibia; Anura; Pipidae. Gene Ontology annotation, molecular function: protein-disulfide reductase [NAD(P)H] activity. The record is from RefSeq and is marked provisional. Gene Ontology annotation, cellular component: cytosol; cytoplasm.